AAUUACUCUGCACAUGGUCAAGAGAGAGAAAAUAAAGGAGGUAUACGAUGAGCUCCCCUCCGGGCACAAAGGCACGGCUGGGGACGCUCCUUCCAGCAGGAGCAAGGCCGUUACCGGCCCACCGGAAAAGAUGCCCCUUAUCAGCAGCUUCAAACAGCGGGACGCAUCUCAAACACCGGUCAAGAAAAUGAUCAGGUUCAACUUCCAAAACCUGAACACUUUCGUCAAAAUUCGUGAGCUGUACUGUGCCUACGACUACUUCAAAUAUGGCUUCCCUCACUCCAGCAUUCGUCCUGAGCUGAAAAGCUUAAAGGAGAGAGCAGUGGAGCCACAGGAAGAGCCAGCAAAGGAAGCAGUAAACAAACUGCCAGAGGCUAAGAAAACAGUUACAGAGGAAGCAACAGAUUCAGCCAACAAAAUCAAUGAGCCACAACAUCUCACAGGGAUCCUCAAGAAAGGAAAGACGGCCAGCACCGCUCAUAAAUGUGUGCGCUUUAACUUCCAGAACCUGAACACUUUCGUCAAGGAUCGUGAGCUGUACUGUGCCUACGACUACUUCCAGUAUGGCUUUCCUCUCUCCAGCAUUCGUCCUGAGCUGGAAAGGCGAAAGGAGAGAACAGUGAAGCCACAGAAAGGGUCAGCAAAGGACGCGGUAAAGAAACACAACACACGACACCAGCAAACAGUUGGAGCAGCUCGCUGUGCACAAAUGAAUACCACUACUGAAGGGAAGUCUCCUAAAGGUAUCCUGAAGAAAGAAAAGAUGCCACGGUCCACCUGUCCAGGACAUGUGCGCUUCAACCUUGGUAACCUCCGCGCCCCCGUUAAGGAACGUGAGGUGUACCGUGGCCACGACACCUUCAGAUACGCCGCGCCGCUCCAAGUCACUCAGCCUCCCAACUUACCUCGAGGCCUUACCAGCAGCCCGUUAGAUCCGCCUCUAACUCGCUGCGUGGCGCACCUCGGCACCUCGCGAGGCCGGCACAGCGGAGCAACGACUCCUUCCAGCAAAACAGUGGCUGGUAUGCUGCACACAACUACACCAACAGCCGCCACUCACAGCACCGCCAGCACAACGCCAGCAGCCACGUCCCGCCCAGAUACGAAACAAAGCAUUUCUACGAGGGACAGACACAUCGGGGCACCAACUCCCGCAGCAGAAGUCGUGCCAAGAGAGGCGCAAAGCCGAGUGGUGGCGAGUUUCUGUGAGCACCGGGCGAGUACACAGCGUCGUGAUCAAACUCAAAUGUUCAGCGACGUACAGGUGACGUACAUUCCGGGUGCAUUUCUCAACACCCGCUGAACAGUCACUGUCGCUGAUUGGUGAUAACAGAGACUGAGGAGUGCCAAGAAGCACCACAAUCACACUGAGAGGAACGGCUCGCCAGCUGACUAAAAUCACCAUGCAGAGGAACGCAUCCCAUGGAACGGUGCCACUUCUACGGAACAAAUUGUUCAUGAGUGUCGCAUCUGUGGGGAGUGUUUGGACGCAUGUGUGUGC
Molecule: messenger RNA, 1501 nt
Organism: Eriocheir sinensis (Chinese mitten crab)
Lineage: Eukaryota; Metazoa; Arthropoda; Malacostraca; Decapoda; Varunidae
Exons: 2
Coding region: 14-1303 (429 amino acids)
Source: RefSeq, a predicted model, not a curated record